GGAGCUGCCUGGGCUCUCCCACAGCUCGCCUUGUCCCACUGUGCUUUUGGGGUGUCCCCGGUGGCACCGCUUUGGCACCCCCAUGGCCAGCAGCCAGGGGAGCUGCUGCUUUGCCUGCCCAUGACCUUGCUGGCUGGUGGGCAGCCAGAGCACGGCCUUGGUAUGGGGAACACGCAGCUCCUCUUCCUUCCUUCGGCCUCGGCUAAGAAAAGGCACCAUCCCUGCGUGACAGCAAAGUCUCUGUCCAGCCCAGCCGAGGUGCAGGGCCACGCUCCCUGGUCUGAAGGAUCCCAUGGAGCACUGAUCAGCGGGAGGCAGGUCCCUCCCUCGCCUGGCACAGCAUCGGAGGAGGAGACAGGCACCGGCCGCCCUCCUCCAGGAACAGCAGCGAGCUUGGCUGGAGCCAGCGGGGCUGAGCUGGUCACCUCCAACCUGCACAGCACAACCGGGCCACCACACACUUACCUGGCACCACAGGCCCCAUGGGCACAGCGGGCAGCCCAUUUGAAUAAGAAUCACCGUGCACACGGGGAAGGGGGGCCCGCCGGCCGCGCCAUCCCAUCACCGCCGCCGCUCGUCCCUGCCCGCCCAGCCCUUGCCCCUGGCCUUGGCCUCGCCGGACGCCGCAGGACAGCAGGCAGAACCUGCAGCUGCCCAUGGACCUCUUGGCACUCGUUCUCCUCCUGGUGGGGGUAGCACUGGUGUGGGGUCAGCAGGAGCCUGACCCCAGCUAUGGAUGUGCCCGUGGGAGCUGCUACCCAGCCACCGGGAACCUGCUGGUGGGAAGAGCCCCUCGCCUGAGCGCCACCUCCACAUGUGGGAUGCAGGGACCGCAGGAGUACUGCAUCAUCAGCCACCUCCAGGACUCAGAGAAAUGCUUCACCUGCGACUCGCGGGACCCAUCCCUGCCCCAGAGCCACCGCAUCGAGAACGUCAUCUUCCUGAGCGGUCCCAGCGCUGGGCGGACGUGGUGGCAGUCUGAGAACGGCGUAGAGCAUGUCAGCAUCCAGCUGGACCUGGAGGCCGAGUUUCACUUCACACACCUCAUCAUGAAGUUUAAGACAUUCCGGCCCGCGGCCAUGCUGGUGGAGCGCUCGGCCGACUUUGGGCGCAGCUGGAAGGUCUAUCGAUACUUUGCCUACAACUGCUCCAAGCUCUUCCCCGGCAUUCCUGAUCAGCCCUCGGGGCUGGUGGAUGAGGUGCUGUGUGACCAGCGCUAUUCCGAGAUUGAGCCCUCCAGCCAUGGGGAGGUCAUCUUCAAGGUGCUGGACCCCUCCAUCCCAGUGGCGGAUCCCUACAGCCCGGCCAUCCAGGACCUGCUGCGCGUCACCAACCUGCGCAUGAACCUCACCAAGCUGCACACGCUGGGGGACAACCUGCUGGACACGCGGCGCGAGGUGCUGCACAAGUACUACUAUGCUGUGGAUGAGCUGGUGCUGCGUGGGAGCUGCUUCUGCCAUGGACACGCUGCCCAAUGCGCCCCGGCACCCGGUGCCCCGGCGGCCACAGCACCCGGCAUGGUCCAUGGGCGCUGCGUCUGCGAGCACCACACACAAGGACUGAACUGUGAGCGCUGUGAGGACUUCUACCAUGACCUGCCCUGGCGCCCGGCCGAGGGCUCCAGCACCAACGCCUGCCGCCGCUGCGACUGCAACGAGCACUCGCAGCGCUGCCACUUCGACAUGGCCGUCUUCCUGGCCACCGGCAACACCAGCGGGGCCGUGUGCGAUGGCUGCCAGCACAACACCAUGGGCCGCCGCUGCCACCUCUGCAAGCCCUUCUACUACCGGCACCCGCGCUCUGACAUCCGUGCCCCCACUGCCUGCGCCCCCUGUGACUGUGACCCAGCGGGCUCGCUGGAUGGAGGGGCCUGUGAUGGGCACACAGACGUGGCGCUGGGCAUGAUCGCGGGGCAGUGCCGCUGCAAGGAGAAUGUGGCCGGUCCCCGCUGCGACCGCUGCCGGCACGGCGCCUAUGGGCUCAGCCAUGGAGACCCCCAGGGAUGCCAGCCGUGCAGGUGUGACCCACGGGGCACGGUGGCCGGCAGCUCCCCCUGCGACCCCAUCAGUGGGGACUGCUACUGCAAACGCUUUGUGGCCGGGCGCUCCUGCAGCCAGUGCGUGCCUGAGUUCUGGGGCCUGAGCUAUGACGUGGGGGGCUGCCGGCCCUGCGACUGUGACUUCGGGGGAGCCUACAGCAACCGGUGCUCCACGGAGGACGGGGCCUGUCCCUGCCGUCCCCACCUUAUGGGGCGUCAGUGCGAUCAGGUACAGCCCGGCUUCUUCUGCGCCCCCCUGGACUACUACACCUAUGAGGCCGAGCAGGCCAUUGGGCACAGCCAUAGCCAUGGCCAGCUCCCGGGGGCCAUCCGUGCGGAGGCGCCCCAGGACUGCCUGGAGUACGACCCUGGGGAGCUGGGGGCACGGAGGGGCCACCCACGGCACCAACGCAGCCCCCCCCGUGCCCCCCAUCCCCGCAGCGCCCCACGCCGCGGCCGGCAGCAGCCCCCCAGGCCGGAUGUGGAGGAGGUGGUGCGGGACGGCACCACACACAUGGUGACCUGGACGGGCUCCGGGUUCGCCCGGGUGCGGGAUGGAGCUGGGCUGACGUUCCGCGUGGACAACGUGCCCUACCCCAUGGACUACGAGCUGCUGGUGCGCUACGAGCCAGAGUCAGCUGAGGACUGGGAGGCCGUGGUCAGUGUCACCUCCCAAGUACUGCCCACCAGCCCUCGCUGUGGGAACCUGCUGCCCUCCGAGCAGAUGUACCGCGAGAGCCUGCCCCACAGCCAGAGGUACGUGCUGCUGUCUCGACCCUUCUGCUUCGAGCCCAGCACCCCCUAUGAGGUGACCAUGAGGCUUCAACGGGCCGGUGUCACCCAGCGCCAUCCCAGUGCCUUCAUCCUCAUUGACUCGCUCGUGCUGCUGCCGCGGGUGUUGGAGCUGCCGGGGCUGCACGGGGCCGAGGCGGCUCCGCGGCUGGAGGAGCUGGAGCGGUACCGGUGCCUGGAGGCGUUCCGCAUGGCCCCGCCGCCCGCCUUGGCGCAGGCCGGCGCCCGCCUGCUCUGCAGCGUGUCUGCCCUGAUGCACGGCGGGGCCCUGCCCUGCCAGUGCGACCCGCAGGGCUCCCGCAGCAGCGAGUGCCAGCCCCAGGGCGGGCAGUGCCAGUGCAAGCCCCACGUCCUCGGCCGGCGCUGCGACCGCUGCGCCCCGGGCAGCUACGGCUUCGGGCCGCUGGGCUGCAGCCCCUGCGCCUGCUCCGCAGAGGGCUCGGUGUCCCAGCUGUGUGAUGCGGUGAGCGGGCAGUGCCGGUGCCAGCCUGGAGCCGUGGGCCGGCGCUGUGACCAGUGCCAGCCCGGCCACUGGGGCUUCCCGUCCUGCCGGCCCUGCCAGUGCAACGGGCAUGCAGAGGAGUGCAACCCGCGCACGGGCAGCUGCCUGCGCUGCCGCGACCACACCGCCGGCAGGCACUGCGAGAGGUGCCAGGAUGGUUACUAUGGGGACCCGGUGCUGGGCUCAGGGCAGCAGUGCCGGCCCUGCCCCUGCCCUGGCUACCCUGGUACACGGCACUACCAUGGGAGUGCCUGCCACGCUGACCAGGAGAACCACCACAUCGUCUGCCUCUGCGCACCUGGAUACACGGGGCCCCGCUGCGACCGCUGCUCCCCAGGAUACUUCGGAGCACCGGAGACAGAGGGAGGUGUGUGCCGGCCCUGCCAGUGCAACAACAACAUCGACGCCAGCGACCCGGGCGCCUGUGACCCCCACACUGGGCACUGCCUGCGCUGCCUGUACCACACCACUGGGCCCCACUGCACCCUCUGCCAGCCUGGAUACUUUGGCAAUGCCCUGCAGCGUAGCUGCCGACGCUGCAGCUGUGACCCAAAGGGAACCCUGGCCUCCCACUGCACCACUGGCUCCUGCGCCUGCGACCGCAGCACCGGUGCCUGUGCCUGCCGGCCCAACGUGGUGGGCAAGAGCUGUGACCGCUGCGCACCCCACUUCUGGAGCCUGGGGGCGCCAGGGGGAUGUGAGCCCUGCGGAUGCCACCCCACGCACUCCCUGCACCCUGCCUGUAAUGUGGUAACAGGGCAGUGCCAGUGCCAGCCCGGCUUUGGGGGCCGCGUCUGCUCCCAGUGCCAGGAGCAUCACUGGGGAGACCCCGAGCAAGAAUGCCGAGCCUGUGACUGCGAGCCGCUGGGCGCCGAGAGCCCGCAGUGCGAGCAGGCCAGCGGGCAGUGCCGGUGCCGGCCGGGCUUCAGUGGGCAGCGCUGUGACCGGUGCCAGCGCGGCUUCCAGGAGGCGUUCCCACGCUGCUCGCCCUGCCACCCCUGCUUCGGGCAGUGGGACCCGGCCCUGGGCCUCCUGCGGGACAGGCUGCAGCGCCUCGGGGAGCAGGCACAGGCGCUGCGGGAUGGGGGGUCCCUGUCCCCGCUCAGCCCCCGCCGCCUGCGGGAGCUGCAGGAGGCACUGGGGCGCGUGGAGCAGCUGCUGGGUGAGGGGGACAGUGCUGGGGGACCCCUCCUCGACACACUGCCGGGGCGGCUGGAUGGCACCAGGACGGAGCUGGAUGACUUCUGGAAGCAGCUCCAAGAGCUGGAGCAACAUCUGGAUCAGCUGGCUCAGGCAGAUGUGCAGCACCACGACCGGAUAGCUGCGCUGAGCCACGAGCUGGGGGGUCUCAACCAAACCGCUUCCCACCUCCAAACCCUCCUCAGCACCGUGUCGGCAGCUGGAUUCAGUGAGUCCUACCGCAGCAUCCUGGCGUCGGCAGAGGGCUCGCGGCUGGCAGAGGCGGUGGCCAAUGGCACUGCUGGUGAGGUGGCCGGGGCGCAGGCCACGCGGCGGGCAGCAGAGCGGGCACUGCGACAGAGGGGAGAUGCGUUCCGUCGGGGCACCGCUGCUGCACGCAAAUCCCUGCGAGAGGCACAGAAACGGGUGAUGGGGCUCAGCAUUGCCAGGAUCAAUGAGAAGAUUUGUGGGGCACCUGGGGACCGGAGCUGCGAGCAAGCGCCUUGCGGAGGAGCCUUGUGCCAGGAUGAUGUGGGGAUGCGGCACUGCGGUGGCACAGCGUGCAUGGGGGCACUGCCUGUCUCGGCUCGAGCCCUGAGCAGUGCCCGUAAUGCAUCGCAGCAGCUGGAGGUGGCACUGGGGCAGCUGGGUGUUGUGGCACAGAAGAUGCAGGAGGUGCAGGAGCUGGCACGGGGUGCACGGAGCCAGGCAGAGGAGGCCCUGGGGCGCUCACAGGCUGCCCGCAGCCAGGCAGAGAAGGCGACAGCCCAGCUGAGGGACUUCAUCCGCCGAAUCAAGGCCUUCCUGGCAGAGGAGGGAGCCGACCCAGGCAGCAUUGAGCUGGUGGCCCAGCAAGUGUUGAACAUCUCCCUGCCCAGCAGCCCCAGGCGGAUCCAGGAGCUGCUCCAAGAGAUGCGGGAGAGCAUCAGCCAGCUGGAAGGGGUGGACGCGGUGCUCAACAGCACAGCACAGGGGCUGGCUGUGGCACAGAGGCUGCUGGAACAAGGACAGGAUGCCAGGCAACGAGCGGAGGGUGUCAGGGAUGAGCUGGUGGGGACACAGCAGGCGUUGGAAGUGGCACAGGCACAGGCGACAGCAGCAGGGAGUGCCCUGCAGAGCGCCAGGGAUGCCAUCCAGGUGGCUGAGAGCAGAGCCAAGGAGGCGGAGCGCAGGCUGCAGGCACUGGAGGGGAAGGAGUCGCGGGCGCAGAGGCGGCUGCAGGAGCUGGGGCAGAGCAUCACCACACUGCAGGAGCGGGACCAGGACACCCACCGCAUGGCACAGCGAGCCAAGGAUGGAGCACAGCGUGCCACUGCCACUGCCGGGAUGCUCAACCAGGAUCUGGCACAGGUGACGCAGCGCUACAUGGUGCUGAAGACCCGGGUGGGCGCGCUGGAUGGGGUGUCUGGCGGUGCCUUGCAGCGUGUGACACGGCUGACAGCUGAGGCACAGGACCUCCUGGACAAGGCGAGCACCAGCAAGAGGAAGCUGGAAGAGCUGGAGCAGCACUUCGGGGCCAACGAGCGGGCAAUGGCAGCGAAGGCAACACGACUGCAGGCUCUGGAGCAGCGGGUCUGGGGGCUGCUGGAGGAGAUCCGCGAGAGAGCCAACGCUUACGCCACCUGCUAGGGACCGGGGCCGGGGCACGGCCGGGGCGCAUCCUCCCCGGUCCCCGCAGCCCCGCGGUCCCGUCCCCUCCGC
Messenger RNA from Pezoporus occidentalis (night parrot), 6212 nucleotides. RefSeq names its product laminin subunit beta-1-like. Gene Ontology annotation, cellular component: basement membrane. NCBI's taxonomy places the organism in Eukaryota, Metazoa, Chordata, Aves, Psittaciformes, Psittacidae. The coding region runs from base 657 to 6140 and encodes 1827 amino acids. The transcript has 37 exons. Gene Ontology annotation, biological process: animal organ morphogenesis; tissue development. The record is from RefSeq and is a predicted model, not a curated record.